UAGAUUGGGUUUUUAAGAGCCCACACUUUCACUUCUUUUUCUAUUUCCCUAUUUCUUCAACCUUCUCCUUUUCGUUUAACCUAGAAGCAACAUUUAUGUUGGAGCCGCCACUGUUAUUCAACCACGCCGCUCCUUCAUACUCCUUCGCACUGAAAUUCUUCAAUUCCUCUUCACCGUUCAUCCUCCUACCGUAAUUCUCCAGCUUCCUCUAUCCAGGUUGGGGUGUGAUUACGAGCUUAAAUUUGAAGCACUUAUUUGAAUUUAAGUUGAAGGUUAUCAAAAAUUCGUGUUUAUAUUUUGUUUGCCAGCCACUAUCAUGGCUGUUCAAUCAACAUAUCGUCUUAUUACUUACUCACCAGAGAUUAUAGAUGGAAAACCUAUAUUUGUUUCGUCGAAUUCUCUUCCGUUGAAGGUGUCGAAAUUUGAGCCGGCAGGUCAUUCUUUUCAUGCUGUAGCGCUUAAACUGCGCGGUGUUAAGAAAGAAGAAGAAAACAAAGAAGCUGAUGUUAAGAAAGUGGUUGAUGAUAAGGAUCAGGCUUAUUUGCCGUCUGAUUCUUAUAGUAGUAAGAGUAAGAAGAAAUCUGGUGAUGGUGAGAAGCAGCAGCAAGAUCAUUAUGCUUUAUUGGGGUUGAGUCAUCUUAGGUAUCUUGCUAAUGAGGAUCAAAUUCGGAAAAGUUAUCGAGAAACUGCGUUGAGAUUUCAUCCGGAUAAGCAGGCUUCUUUGCUUCUUUCGGAGGAGACUGAAGCUGGGAAGCAGGCGAAGAAGGAGGAGAUUGAGACUCAUUUUAAGGCGAUUCAGGAAGCGUAUGAGGUUUUGGUUGAUCCUAUUAAGAGGAGGAUUUAUGAUUCGACUGAUGAGUUUGAUGAUGAGAUUCCUACCGAUUGUGCUCCACAGGAUUUUUUUAAGGUGUUUGGUCCUGCCUUUAUGAGGAAUGGGCGGUGGUCGGUUAAUCAGCCGAUUCCGUCUCUUGGUGAUGAUAAGACUUCGAUAAAGGAUGUUGAUGGUUUCUAUAAUUUUUGGUAUUCGUUUAAAAGUUGGAGGGAGUUUCCUCAGUCGGAUGAGUUUGAUCUCGAGCAAGCUGAUUCUCGAGAUCAUAGAAGGUGGAUGGAAAGGCAGAAUGCAAAAUUGUCUGAGAAAGCUAGGAAGGAAGAGUAUACACGUAUCCGUACUCUUGUUGAUAAUGCUUAUAAGAGGGACCCUAGAAUAUUGAGAAGAAAGGAAGAGGUAAAAGCAGAGAAGAAAAGGAAAAAGGAGUCCAAGUACUUGGCAAAGAAGUUGGAGGAGGAAGAAGCGGCUAGAAUUGCAGAAGAGGAGAGACUAAGGAAAGCUGAGGAAGAUAAAAAAGCUGCUGAAACUGCUUCGGCUCAGAAGAAAGUGAGGGAGAAGGAGAAAAAACUCUUGCGGAAGGAGCGAACACGCCUUCGAAAUCUGUCUGGACCUAUCUCGUCAAAACACGUACUAGAUAUCUCUGAAGACGAUGUAGAAAAGAUUUGCUUGUCAUUUGAUAUGGAUCGGUUGAGGGGCUUGUGCGAGAAAAUGGAAGGAAAAGAGGUAUUAGAGCAGGCAGAAGCUCUAAGAGAUGCACUUAGUAACAAGGAAGAUGGUUGCAAGAAAGAUGUGGCUGAUGACAAAAGUACUCAACAAAAUGGCACUGUCAAGGCUAAUGGAAACCUUAGUUCUCUUGCUGGCUACGCGGAGAAAAAGGAGAAACCUUGGACUAAAGAAGAGAUCGAGCUUUUGAGGAAGGGAAUUCAAAAGUUUCCCAAAGGAACUUCAAGGAGGUGGGAGGUUGUUUCAGAAUAUAUCGGCACUGGAAGAUCUGUUGAAGAUAUAAUGAAAGCAACUAAAACUGUUCUCCUUCAAAAGCCAGAUACAGCCAAAGCUUUUGAUACAUUUCUCGAGAAGAGGAAGCCUGCUGCACAAUCAAUUGCUUCUCCACUGACCACCAGAGAAGAAUUGGAAGGGGUAUCCAUACCUGCCGCAACACCUGAAAACAGUACUGCCUCAAAAACACCGAUACCAGCCGCAACUCCGAUUCCAACAGCCACACCGACGGCAACUACAAAUAACAUUAGCUCGGAAGACCCUCAAGAAGUUUCUGAAUCAGACGUGUGGUCUGCAGUGCAGGAAAGGGCACUAGUUCAAGCAUUAAAAACCUUUCCAAAAGAAGCUAAUCAGAGAUGGGAGCGAGUAUCUGCUGCUGUACCUGGGAAAACUGUGAAUCAGUGCAAGAAAAAAUUUGCCAUGAUGAAGGAAAAUUUCAGGAACAAGAAAACUGCUGUUUGAAUUAUCAUUCAUUACCCAUAUCUGUGAAAUUUUGUCCUCGUGCUUGUUAGAUUUUUGUUUACCGCAACUUAAACAGAAUAUGGGUUGUUACUCAAUCUUAGGUUAGGUAUUAUCUUGAUCAUUAUUAAAACCAAUAUUAUAUCAUAGCGUCGGAUAUAUGUACCAUUUUUGGUUUAAGAGAGUUUUGCUUCUUUAAUUCCGUGUUGUCUCAUUUAUGUUUCCAGCCGAAAGGGAUGCUUUUGUAGUUUAUAUACUUGCUUCUUUAGCUUUAUAUUUAUGAAAUAAUUUUGUCUGAAGUUUUCAA
Molecule: messenger RNA, 2591 nt
Organism: Vicia villosa (hairy vetch)
Lineage: Eukaryota; Viridiplantae; Streptophyta; Magnoliopsida; Fabales; Fabaceae
Exons: 2
Coding region: 317-2287 (656 amino acids)
Biological process (GO): regulation of translational fidelity; 'de novo' cotranslational protein folding
Cellular component (GO): cytosol
Molecular function (GO): Hsp70 protein binding; ribosome binding
Source: RefSeq, a predicted model, not a curated record